Molecule: messenger RNA, 2325 nt
Organism: Nanorana parkeri
Lineage: Eukaryota; Metazoa; Chordata; Amphibia; Anura; Dicroglossidae
Gene: UBXN7
Product: UBX domain protein 7
Exons: 11
Coding region: 58-1551 (497 amino acids)
Biological process (GO): proteasome-mediated ubiquitin-dependent protein catabolic process
Cellular component (GO): nucleus
Molecular function (GO): ubiquitin binding
Source: RefSeq, a predicted model, not a curated record
GGUGGCAGCGACGCAGGUUGGUGACGUCACGGCUUGUUGUUGCUUGGCGCGGGGAAGAUGGAGGCGGAUUGUGGGGUGUCAGCUCAGCUACUGAAGGAGUUCCUUUCCAUCACCGGAGCCAGUGAAAGUGUGGGCAAGCACAUGCUAGAAGCAUGCAAUCAUAACUUAGAAAUGGCUGUCACUAUGUUCCUGGAUGGCGGUGGUGUUGUAGAGGAGCCAAGCACAAGUUCUGCAGGGGCAUCCAGUGCCCGCCCUGCUGACGAAGAUGAAGUGCGCGCACCAAUUCCACAGAAACAAGAAAUCCUGGUGGAGCCUGAAAUGUUUGGCGCUCCUAAAAGGCGAAGACCAGCACGUUCAAUAUUUGAUGGCUUCCGGGAUUUUCAGACGGAGACCAUUCGCCAGGAGCAGGAGCUGCGGAAUGGAGGAGUGGUGGAUAAAAAACUAACUACAUUGGCUGACCUGUUCCGACCGCCUGUAGAUCUUAUGCAUAAAGGAAGUUUUGAGACGGCCAAGGAAUGUGGACAACUAAAGAACAAAUGGCUGAUGAUUAACAUACAGAAUGUGCAGGACUUUGCCUGCCAGUGCUUGAAUCGGGAUAUAUGGAGUAAUGACAAUGUAAAGUCUUUAAUACGUGAACAUUUCAUCUUCUGGCAGGUAUAUCAUGACAGUGAAGAAGGACAGAGGUAUAUUCAGUUCUACAAGUUAUCCGAUUUCCCAUAUGUUUCUAUUCUGGACCCUCGCACAGGUCAGAAGAUGGUUGAGUGGCAAAAAUUAGAUGUGAGUUCCUUCUUGGAGCAAGUUACUGGAUUUUUAGGGGAGCAUGGCCAGCUUGAUGGUCUCUCCAGCAGUCCACCUAAGAAGCGACCGCGUUCUGAGAGCCUUAUAGAUGCCAGUGAAGACAGCCAACUAGAAGCAGCAAUACGUGCAUCUCUGCAGGAAACCCACUUUGACUCUACGACAACAAAGAAAACUUCUCAAUACGAGGAGGAGUCAGACCCUGAGCUAUACUCUGGUAGUGAAGAAUUUAUCUCUGUAUGUGGUUCUGACCACGAGGAUGAAGACGAUAGGCCUGUGGAAACAUUGCCAGAGCCAGAGACUUGCACCAGUAAAGCUAAGAAGGCCACAUCUAAAAACGCCAAUCACAGAGAGGAGGAGGAGCCGUCAGAACCUAUAGAAGAUGCCACAGUGGAACCAGACGUUUUAAGCCAGCAAGCACCCCUAGAAACCCCUACCAAAUCUCUGGAUCAAUCUUGUACAGAAGAACAUAGCAGGGAUCCUGACCAUGCAGGAGAUUGUCCUGAUAAUAAUGGACCAAAAGCAAAGUUAAUGUUACGAUAUCCUGAUGGGAAAAGGGAACAGAUUACGUUACCAGAGAAAGCCAAAUUAAUGGCUUUGGUAAAACACGUUCAGCUAAAUGGUUACCCCAACGAGCGAUUUGAGCUCCUAACAAACUUUCCCAGACGAAAGCUGUCACACUUGGACUACGAUAUCACUUUACAAGAAGCAGGCUUGUGUCCUCAAGAGACGAUAUUUGUACAGGAAAGGAACUAAGAACCCUCUCUUCAGUUUCCCCACUUUCACCAUCUGUUACUUUGCCACUCCUACUAAAUUUUGGUCCCUUCUUUGUGUCUCAUCAUUGGUUCAUAUUACUUGGGAAUGGAAAGCUUCAGAGAUACAUGGGACUAUUGAGGAGAGCGUAGAGCUGUACACUGUGAAGACACAGGAUGUUCGUACAUUGGAACUCUCCACACAUGUCACUUCAAGUCUUAUCUCUUUGUUACUAUUGGAUACAUCAGUGCACAUCCUUUCCUCUGUGAACACCAGGUACUACUCGCCACCCUUUCAGGAAAUGUACAGCUCAAGUUCUUUCUGGAUAGUCAUAUAUAUUUUUUUGUAUGAAUUUGGAAUUUUCAAGGAUAUUUUCCAGAUUGAUUAUUUAUUACUCGUUGCUGCAGAACCUGCAGAUGAGCUUUUGUUUUAUCUAAGACUGCUGUCAUUUUGCAUUUUUAUUUUCUUUCUUUUUCCAAUUAGAGACUUUUUGAAUCUCAGUUUUCUUUAUGUUCUACCAGAUUCAUUGAGGAAUAGUUGAUGCCAGAUAACAGAAGAGUCAGGACUGACCAUUCAGGAAAUCGGUUUACUAGUCACAUUGCUACUAAACAGAGGCCAAAAAUGAAAGAGGCACUCGGGUCCAAUAAGAUAUCUGCUCAGAAGGUUGCAGGCCUGCUUGAAAAUGGCUGUAUGAUGCUUUCAGUAAAAUGGUUCAUGAGAACUUGUUGUGGUGUGCCAUGAAAUGACAGUCUUAGUGAAUGUAAUAAGAACACACAA